AUGAUAAAUUAUAAUUUCAAUCACAUCGCCAUCUUCUUCGUUCUCAUCUCAAUUUUCGCUCCUCGAGUUUUAUCAGCAGUAGAAGAUUGUGGAGCAGAAGAAGACAAUGCAUGUGUCAACAAAUCCAAAGCUUUACCCUUAAAAAUCAUAGCUAUAGUCUCGAUAUUAAUCACUAGCAUGAUCGGAGUAUGUCUUCCACUGGUCACGCGUUCUAUCCCAGCCCUAAGCCCGGAACGAAGCCUUUUUGUGAUGGUUAAGGCAUUUGCUGCCGGAAUUAUCCUAGCAACGGGGUUUAUGCACGUCCUACCGGACUCAUUCGACAUGUUGUCGUCAAGUUGCCUUAAGGAGAACCCGUGGCAUAAGUUUCCCUUUACUGGAUUUGUGGCUAUGUUGUCCGCUAUAGUAACGAUGGGUAUUGACUCUAUAGCUACUAGUUUGUAUAGCCAGAAACAUCAAGGUGAUGUUGAUCAGGAAAUGGGUGCAGUAAAUGAUGGACAUUCACAUGGUGUUGAUGACGCAAAACUACUAAGAUACAGAGUGAUUGCCAUGAUGUUAGAGCUGGGAAUCAUAGUUCACUCAAUAGUGAUAGGGAUUUCACUUGGUGCUUCAAACAAUACAUGCACAAUUAAGGGACUUGUUGCUGCACUUUGCUUUCAUCAAAUGUUUGAAGGAAUGGGACUUGGUGGUUGCAUUCUCCAGGCUGAGUACAAGCUCCUGAAGAAUGCACUAAUGGCAUUUUUCUUUGCAGUAACAACCCCAUUUGGUAUAGCACUUGGUAUAGUAUUGUCAACUACUUAUGAAGAAAAUAGCCCUCGUGCUUUAAUAACUGUGGGCUUGUUGAACGCCUCAUCUGCUGGCCUUUUGAUUUACAUGGCUUUGGUGGAUCUUCUUGCUGCUGAUUUUAUGGGUGACAAAUUACAAGAAAGUGUGAAGCUACAAAUCAAGUCAUACAUGGCCGUUCUACUAGGUGCCGGUGGAAUGUCUCUCAUGGCCAAAUGGGCCUAGUUUUGUUUUGACAAAUUAACUUUGUGAAAUCCCUUCUUCCUUCAAUUGAAAAA
This is a messenger RNA of Solanum dulcamara, 1058 nucleotides long. RefSeq names its product fe(2+) transport protein 1-like. Gene Ontology annotation, molecular function: zinc ion transmembrane transporter activity. Lineage: Eukaryota; Viridiplantae; Streptophyta; Magnoliopsida; Solanales; Solanaceae. Gene Ontology annotation, biological process: zinc ion transmembrane transport. Bases 1 to 1005 code for a protein of 334 amino acids. The transcript has 3 exons. Gene Ontology annotation, cellular component: plasma membrane. The record is from RefSeq and is a predicted model, not a curated record.